Anolis carolinensis (green anole) is the source of this 5050-nucleotide messenger RNA. RefSeq names its product Rho GTPase activating protein 9 (gene arhgap9). NCBI's taxonomy places the organism in Eukaryota, Metazoa, Chordata, Lepidosauria, Squamata, Anolidae. Gene Ontology annotation, molecular function: protein binding. Gene Ontology annotation, biological process: signal transduction; regulation of GTPase activity. The transcript is spliced from 18 exons. The coding region runs from base 346 to 2691 and encodes 781 amino acids. The record is from RefSeq and is a predicted model, not a curated record. Gene Ontology annotation, cellular component: cytoplasm.
GCAUCUGUUUACUUAACCAGACUGUGGAACAGAGACAAGAUCUUCUUCCUGCCUUGUGGUGAAUUUGAACAACGAAGCAGCUUACAGGAAACCAUUAACCUCUGCAUGAAGGCGGAUGUGUGAUACCUGUGCUUUAAGCCCCAAACAAGUGAAAUGCUCCAUCUUUCUCUCUCCGCCUAAAUGGGAAUUAGAAACAAACAUGAAAAACAGAAUGGAUCUGAGAGCAGAACAACCAGUUAACUCAGGAGUGUCCUCUUGCGCUAUGAUGUGGAUUCAGGUGGCAACUCUCAGCUAUCUCUGUCAUUAGGGUUCAUAAUCCUUUAGGAAGCCAUUCUUCUUAAUAAAAUGCUUUCAGGCCGCCAGCUGCAGGAAGGGCUUAACCACUCCUGGAUCAAGCCAUCAGUGGAUCGUCCUGAUGCUGUGAUGCUGCAGGCCCUCUACAACUACCAGUAUAAAUCUGCUGAUGGGAGGUGGGUGACCAUCACUGAAGGUGAGCUGUUCCAGCUCAUGCGCAAGGCCAAUGAUGAUUGGUGGCAAGUGCGCCGGCUCAAUCAGUCCAAGCAGAAGCACCCUCUCUUUGUGCCUGCCACCUAUGUGGCUGAAGUGCCUUCAACUACAAGGGCAACUACGCAGCAGAACGGCUCAUGGUAUCCCGGCAUCGGUACAGAGCAGGAUGGCCGAACUGCACACUUGGAAAUGGUUUCUUGUUCUCUGGAGGACCUGUAUGCACAGACCUACCCAUCGUCUUUCCACAUGGGACUCAAGACCUUCCACAGCCACUCCCAUCCCAUGAUGGGAGUUCCUCCUGAGUCUCUUGGCAGGAGGCACAGCUUGAAUGAUCUAUGGCAAACAGAGAGGUUGGGUAUAAAGCAGAUCCAAAACCCAGAAGAGGAACUAGUGAUGAAGGGGAGCAAGCACAUGAUGUUGGAUGAUACUCACCUCCCUACCCCUGGUCCCAUUAGGGAUAAGGCCCACCUUUACUGCAACCUGGAGGAGAUGAAGCAACUAGUGGCGAUGCCUCCCAGCCCUCGCAGCCCCCCACUAGAGGUGCUUGAAUGCUGGGAACAACACAUAGAUUCCAGCUCCCUGCGCAGUUACUUCUACAAGCCAGCUACAGGCGAGAAGUCUUGGAAGCCACCACGGAAGAAUCACGAGAGGAGCUUGGUACUGUCCGAGGGACACAGUCUUUCAGCCCCAGGAGAAGAGACUGCCCUGGGUGAGUCCUUGGAUCAAACAGAAGACAGAGGGAAGGCUGGGCAGCAGCUGUAUUCGCCCACUUCACAGGGUCUCUCCAGGGCCAGAGACAAAAAGCUGGGCUACACCAAAUCCAUGGUGCUGCCAGAGACCCGAGUGCCCAAGGGAAGUCAUCGCAGGAACCUUUCCCAACACAGUUGUGAGGCCUGGCUAGGGGAAUACCCAGUGCCUGCACCUGCCAAUGGUUCCCCUUCACACAGCCCUGAUCGCCUUCAUGUGGUGGAGAAAGCUGGGCAGCUGAACAAAACCAAGAUUGCAGAAGGAGGCCGGAAACUCAGAAAGUGCUGGACAUCCUCUUGGCUGGUGUUGGCAGGGAACAGCCUCAUGUUCUACAAGGAUCCCAAAGUAGCAGCUGCAUGGACUCCAUCUGGUAGCCGACCAGAAAGCAGUGUGGAUUUACGUGGUGCUCGUAUUGACUGGGCUAGAGACUUGUCCAGCAAGCGGAAUGUAAUCCAUUUCCGCACCGUGACUGGCAAUGAGUAUCUUUUGCAGUCAGACAGUGAAACUGUCAGCCAAGACUGGUACCAGGCUAUCAAAGGGGUCAUCCGUAGGCUGGAUGAAGAGAACCCUUUGGAUGAGCCACUUCUCUAUCCACUCUCCAGAUCAAACAGUGCUGAUCUUGUAGACCUCAGUGCUGAUGAGGAGGAAGAACCAGGGCUCCCAAAGGCACCUGCUAGUCCUGACAGAGCCUACAAAAAACGGGUCAAGAGCAAGCUGAGACGGUUCAUUGCCAAGCGGCCGCCACUGCGGAGCCUGCAGGAAAAAGGACUGAUUCGAGAUCAGGUCUUUGGCUGCCGGCUAGAAGCCCUGUGCCAACGGGAAGGGGGCACAGUGCCACAUUUUGUCCAAAUGUGUGUGGAAGCUGUGGAAGAGAGAGGUCUGGAUGUAGAUGGUAUCUACAGGGUUAGUGGGAACUUGGCCAUUAUUCAGAAGCUAAGAUUCAUCGUUGAUCGUGAGCGAGCCGUGACCUCAGAUGGACGUUAUGUCUUCCCAGAACAACGUUGCCAAGAGGAAAGGCUGCAGCUGAGUGACCCGCAGUGGGAUGACGUGCACGUGAUCACUGGGGCCCUCAAGCUGUUCUUCCGGGAGUUGCCUGAACCACUGGUGCCAUGCAGCCUCUUUGAUGAAUUUAUAGCUUCUGUCAAGUUGUCUGACUCCAAGGAUAAAGUAGUAAAACUAGUGGGCCUGAUCCAGAGUCUCCCCCAACCGAACCGGGACACACUGCGUUACAUACUGGAACAUCUCCGCAAGGUGAUGGAGCACUCGGAUGCCAACCGGAUGACAACACAGAACAUUGGCAUUGUCUUUGGACCAACGCUGUUGCGACACGAGCGUGACUCUGCCAGUUUGGUGGAAGGCAUGGUGUACCAGAACCAGGUGGUAGAGUUGCUCCUCACUGAAUUUCCUAACAUCUUUGUGAUCCCAGGGACUGAAUGACUUGGCUGACACCUCUCUCAGGUGUUGAUGGUUUUAUCCGAAAGGCACACUGGAUCCCAGCUGAUUUAGCCCUGGAGCUAGCCCUGGCUUUGCAUAGCUCCGCUCGGGCUACAGUUCUGCUGGGCAUAUGGUGCCUUGAGCCUCUGCAGGAUUAUACUCCAGGAUUUUUAGGAUGAAUCAAAUUUAGAAGCUGAUGCGGGCCAGUGAAAGGCUUCUGGCUCUAAAUAAACUUUGCAAUAUGUGGCAUAAUUGAGCUUUCCCGAGCAUGCCUGAUACAAAAUGAAGAAGGGGACAUGAUGGCCAAUGCUUGAGCCUAGGCCCGUGACAUGGCUUAGGUAUGGAUUCCAGCUAACAGAAACCUUUGGAAUUAAGAGUCUUCCUGUUAACCCUGUUCCUUCAGUACCGUCCAUCUGUCCUCAAUUGUUCUGAAUUCUGUCUUUCAUUUCUCUAAGCUGACCAUUAAGUUAUCUCCUUAUCUCCUGACACCUGGGAAUUAGCUAUCUCUUUUGCCCUGUCUUUAUAUAAUUCUGCACUAAUGUACCUGCCAUCAGCAAAUUAGAUAUACUUAGGAUUUUUUAAAAUUGUGUCAGAAGUGACUUGAGAACAUACUGCACAUCACUUCUGGUGUGAGAGAAUUGGCUGUCUUCAGAGAUGCUGCCCAGGGGAUGCCUGGAUCUGUUACCAUCCUGAUGGGAGGCUUCUCUCAUAUCUCCACAAGCUACAGCUGACAGACGGGAGCUCACCCUGUCUUGCAAAUUCGAACCGGCAACCUUCAGGUCAGCAGUCCAGCUGGCACAAGGGUUUACCCUAUUGCGCCGCCACAGCUCCUUAGGAUAACGCUGGACAUGUGGUCCCCAGGGCUCCAUAUCAGCCAAUUUUUCUUUUCUUACUUUCAUUCUAAGAAGCUUCCAGGUUAAAUUCACAUUGAAAACAAGUAAUGCAUCCUCUAUUUGCCCUUAGUCAAAAACUGCUUUUUUAAAAAAAAGCUUUGAAAAAGCCAGAGGGAGUGGACUUCUGUUCAGUUCUUGUUUUGGUGGCCAUGGGUUUAUUGGGCCUGCAGGACAAUGGAACUGGCUUGUGGAUCCACUGAAGUUGCACUUCCCUAAGAAGUGCUUUAGGAAUCACGUCUCUAGGACAGAAGUGACAAAGUGCUUCCACAUCAAACCACUGACUCUCUUUCUAUGGCCCUCAAGCCCUCAUCCCAUUUAUUUUUCAGGCAAAAAGGAAGAUCAGUUGCUAUAAUAAAGAGGCCUAUAGGAGUAACAGGCUUACCUAAAACACCCCACCAUCUGAAACAACAGGAAACUGCAACUAGAUGUUACUUCCAAUUAUAAUUUAUGGCUGAUUUUUGCCCAGGUUGUCCAUCCCUACUUUACAGCAUAUCUAUUCUGAAGGUGCUUCCAGAUGGGACUUUUUUUUUUUUUUGCAAAGUCUCUCUGCCUUCAUCAGAUGGCUGGAUGGCCAUCUGUCGGGGGUGCUUUGAAUGAGAUUUCCUGCUUCUUGGCAGGGGGUUGGACUGGAUGGCCCAUGAGGUCUCUUCCAACUCUACUAUUUUAUGAUUCUAUGAUCAUUGAUGGGAUUUUACCCCAGGGAUCUAGAUGUUAACAUCUUCUACACAUAGUCUUGUUGUGUUUCCCACUUGUUAUUACUCCCCAUCUUUUAAGAUGGAUGGAAUAGCUGAGUAAUGUUUUUCAAGUGUUAACUUUUUAUAGGAACCGUCUGCCUGGAGGCAUCCUGGAAAAAUAAGGCUAGUUUGAUACUGCCAGGGUGACUUCUAGAGGAUUUGGGAACUUUGGCUGGAAUAUUCGAUCAUGGUUUAUGUUUUAUAACAGUACACAUACAUAGCUACCUAGUAGAGAUACUAAGAAAACCUGUGAAUUGCAAAGGUGUGUAGCAGGACAUCGGCAAAAGUGUCCCGAUGUGGAUCACUACUCUCUUGCUGGUGUCUUGCUGUGCUUCAGUCCCAGGGUGUAUUGGUCCCUUUGCCAGCUCCCCUAUGUAGUAACACUGAGGCAGCCCCUUGCUGAAUAUGAACUUUGUGAAAUUGUUCAAUUAUGUUUCUUGCAGACAUAGUCUGCUUCUUCAAAUGAAUUCUGUCCUAUAUUUUUUUUGAAAGUGACUGAAUGUUUCUUGGUGGGAAAUACCUCGUUGUCUUCAGACAGCCACCGUUCUCCCAGUUCCUCAGUUCGGAGCUGGCUUGAUAACUGCUUUCAACAUGGAACAUGUUGUCCGUUGUAGCUCUUUGAAUCCUGUAAGUCAUAAUUUAUGGCACACAAUUCCUGUACACUGUUAUCUUGUUUUUCUCAAUGACUUGUAGUUGGCAAAGGGAAAUACAUAAUAAAGAACUAUUUCCAGAUGA